This is a messenger RNA of Solanum tuberosum (potato), 830 nucleotides long. Its product is annotated as myb-related protein MYBAS1. Gene Ontology annotation, molecular function: sequence-specific DNA binding; DNA-binding transcription factor activity. Bases 12 to 758 code for a protein of 248 amino acids. Gene Ontology annotation, cellular component: nucleus. Gene Ontology annotation, biological process: regulation of DNA-templated transcription. The transcript is spliced from 4 exons. The record is from RefSeq and is a predicted model, not a curated record. NCBI's taxonomy places the organism in Eukaryota, Viridiplantae, Streptophyta, Magnoliopsida, Solanales, Solanaceae.
UAUCUUUUGUGAUGGUAUGCUGGUAUUCCAUUAUAAACUUAUGUUUUCCACUUACUCUUUUUCUCUUUUUAGCCACAUUGGCAUCCUAUAUAAGGAGGGUAACUCAGUUAGUUUGUGGCAACCAUAAAUAUUCACUAAUGGCUUCUCAAUUAACCAUGCAAGAAGAGGAAUUACGAAGAGGACAAUGGCUCGAAGAGGAAGAUGAGAGACUGUCUAUGAUGGUAGGUGUCUUUGGUGAACGUCGUUGGGAUGCCUUAGCAAAAACUUCAGGGCUGAAGAGGAGCGGAAAAAGCUGCAGAUUGAGAUGGCUGAACUACCUCCGCCCAAAUCUAAAGCACGGUCAUAUUACUGCAGAUGAAGAACGCUUGAUAAUCCGUCUUCAGAAACAGUUUGGAAACAAGUGGUCAAAGAUUGCUAAACAAUUGCCUGGAAGAACUGAUAACGAAAUCAAAAACUACUGGAGAAGUCAUUUACGAAAGAAAACACUAAUUUAUAAACAAGAAUCCUCUGGGAAUAGCACAAGUAAUUCAGAACAAAGAUCAUCGAUUUUGAAACGCGAUACUGUCCUAAACUCAUCAUCCAACAGUGAAGACACUUAUUCCGAAAAAGGUGAUUGUUCCUCUGCUGAUUUUUUCGCGUACUCUUCGAAUGAAGUAACAUUAUUGGAUUGGAUUCCAAGUUGGUCAUAUGAACAAAGCAGGAUGGAACAUCAUAUGUACUUUUGUAGCUCAAACCUAUGUUCUUGUUAUCCCCCAUAGACAAUACUAUUACUACAAGGAAUGCAAAGAAUCUUGUUAUCUGUAUAGACAGAUUGAAUAGUACAUAUUACU